CACACACACAGCAUAUCCUUACAGCCCAUUUGUCUCUGAGAGUAAGAAAGAAAGAAAGAAGAGAGAAAAAUGGAGAGCUUUCCAGUUAUUGACUUGGGAAAGUUGAACACUCAAGAGAGAGGAACCACCAUGGAAGCGGUAAAAGAUGCCUGUGAGAACUGGGGUUUCUUUGAGCUGGUGAAACAUGGCAUUCCUAUUGAGCUGAUGGACACAGUGGAGAGGCUGAGCAAAGAGCACUACAAGAAGUGUAUGGAGCAGAGGUUCAAAGAAAUGGUAGCAAGCAAAGGCCUUGAAUCUGCUCAGUCUGAAAUUAAUGACCUUGACUGGGAAAGCACUUUCUUUGUUCGCCACCUCCCAACCUCUAAUAUUUCAGAGAUCCCUGAUCUUCAUGAAGAUUUCAGGAGGGCAAUGAAGGAAUUUGCUGCUGAAUUGGAGAAGCUGGCUUUGGUGCUUCUUGAUUUGCUGUGUGAAAACCUUGGGCUGGAAAAAGGGUAUCUGAAGAAGGUGUUCUAUGGCACCAAAGGUCCAAACUUUGGGACCAAAGUUAGCAACUACCCUCCUUGUCCCAAACCAGAUCUGAUCAAAGGUCUCAGAGCCCACACAGAUGCUGGUGGCAUCAUCCUUCUCUUCCAAGAUGACAAGGUCAGUGGCUUACAGCUCCUGAAAGACGACCAGUGGAUCGAUGUCCCUCCGAUACGCCACUCCAUCGUCGUCAACCUCGGCGACCAACUCGAGGUCAUAACCAAUGGGAAAUACAAGAGUGUGAUGCACCGUGUGAUUGCCCAAACAGAUGGAACAAGAAUGUCCCUAGCUUCAUUCUACAACCCUGGAGAUGAUGCCAUUAUAUGCCCAGCACCAUCCUUGGUGAAGGAAGAUGAAGCAAGCCAGGCUUACCCAAAAUUUGUGUUCAAUGAUUACAUGAAGCUCUAUGCAGGACUCAAAUUCCAGGCUAAAGAACCAAGGUUUGAAGCCAUGAAGAGCGUAGCAACUGUGUGAACAACAUCAAGUUCCAAGCUAGUCGUCAAGAUCACUACCACUGAUGAUAUUUAGCAAAAUUAAGUUGUGUUUAAUUACUGGUGUAGAAGUCUCUCGUGCAUGUGUAGCAUAACACUGUAAAACUCCCUUUUUAUGGUUAUAAUAAAGUAUCAGGUGAAGAAGCUAAUAUAGUUUGUAAGCGUGAUGUCAAGUUAGUGAGAUGUACUGUUAUUGAAAAUAAUCAGAUAUUGUUACCCACUCUAUAAGGAA
Molecule: messenger RNA, 1245 nt
Organism: Neltuma alba
Lineage: Eukaryota; Viridiplantae; Streptophyta; Magnoliopsida; Fabales; Fabaceae
Product: 1-aminocyclopropane-1-carboxylate oxidase-like
Exons: 4
Coding region: 70-996 (308 amino acids)
Source: RefSeq, a predicted model, not a curated record